Molecule: messenger RNA, 858 nt
Organism: Mucor velutinosus
Lineage: Eukaryota; Fungi; Mucoromycota; Mucoromycetes; Mucorales; Mucoraceae
Gene: vma16
Product: V-type proton ATPase subunit c''
Exons: 6
Coding region: 1-858 (285 amino acids)
Biological process (GO): chromatin organization; regulation of DNA-templated transcription
Cellular component (GO): Rpd3S complex; nucleus; NuA4 histone acetyltransferase complex
Source: RefSeq, a predicted model, not a curated record
AUGGCAAAAGACGAGAGCAAGCUUACGUUUGAAAAGGACGAAAAAGUGCUGUGCUAUCACGGCCCUUUCAUAUACGAAGCCAAGAUAUUAAAAAGAGAGAAGAAGGAAGAAGAGGGCGAAGAGCCACAAGAAUCAUACCAGUACUUUGUUCAUUACAAGGGCUGGAAGCAGACAUGGGAUGAAUGGAUCACAGAAGACCGUGUCCUCAAGUAUACAGAGGCCAACUUGCAGAAGCAAAAGCAACUCAAAGAGUUGAACUCCAAAAGAAAACCAUCACGACCUGCCAGUACAUCAGCACUACACGAUUCAUCAGAAUCUAGAAGCAGAAAGAGAAACCGUGAUUCGAGUAUAGACAAGGCAAGAAUGGAGGAAGAAACGAAGAAGCCAGAUUUCAAAUUAGCAAUACCAGAUGCACUCAAAGGAUUAUUGGUAGAUGAUUGGGAGCAUGUUACAAAGAACAGACAGAUCCACGAACUACCAAGGGAGGUGACAGUAGACAACAUCUUGAGCGAUUUCAAGCAAUCCAGAUCAGACAAAGGAGAGGUUUUAGAUGAAUAUAUCCAAGGCAUUCAGCUUUAUUUCAACAAGACAUUACAUACACAACUACUAUACAGAACCGAACAUGAGCAGUACGACGAAAUAUUCGGUGAACAGCCAGGAAAGCAGCCUAGCAGUAUUUACGGAGCAGAGCAUUUGCUGCGUCUAUUUGUUGAAAUGCCUAGCCUAGUGGUAGAGACCAACAUGGAUGCAGAUACAUUGCUGGAAGUGAGAGAAAAGCUGGAGGCUACAUUGAGAUUUAUUCAGGAUCAUGAACGAGAUUACUUUAUCAACGACUAUCAAAAUUCACAUGCAAAGUAA